UACCACAGAAGCCAACCAAGCCUCUGUUGGUUUACGCGCCCAUCCAUCCAUCCAUCCAAAAGACCAAAGCAUAGAUCGAUGGCGCCGUCCAGCAAGUACACGCUGAUCGCGUUGCUCGUCGCCUUUGCUAUCAUUGCGCCCAGCCUGCUGCACCAAUCUGCGGCCGUCAGAGACGGUGGAGCAACCAAGGCUCCUGCACCGUCAUCUGCCAACGGCGAAGUCGUCUUGCACCCGACGGCGACGUACGAGAUCCCUGACCUGCCAUUGCCGGCAAUUAUACCAUGCCCUCCCGCGUUCCCCAAGAUCCCGUUCAUCCCCUGCUACAACGAGACGCCGCCUGCCCCGCCGCCGCGGCCAAUGGAGUGCGGGCCGAAGCUGGUGAUGCUGAUGCCUUCGUGCUCCGGUUUCCUCACCAACAGCAGCAUCAGUGCACCGGGCAACAAUUGCUGCGAAGCCGUCAAUCGAUUCAUCAACGUCACGGACAGCGAUCCGAACACCUAUGAUCUUCUUUGCCUCUGCCACAUCAUUAACGGGGACGUGAACCAGCUUCUGACGGCGCCGGUAGACCACGCGCACGCGCUCUCCCUCUUGCAAACGUGUUUAGGAAUAGACCCAAACACAGCUUCCGGCAUCUGCAACGACGACGAAUUGAGGGAACACAUACCAGCGAUGGAUCUUCCCAAACCUCCAACACCGGCGCCAGGGAAGAAGGCCUAGGGUCGUUGAUAACCAUAAAUACGUAGCAGCAAGAGGUUGAUCCAUUCUUUCGUCAGGAGCUGGAUUUGGUGGAUUCAUCAGAAGCAUCGAAGUGUCUUGGUGCAUGCAACAACCGCGUCGUCAUUAGAUCAGUUUAGUUAGAGCGUCUUGGUUAAGAUGUCACCGGGCCAUGUAUCAUUAGAAACAACCGUUCUUGCUCCAUGCAUACUUCGAUAAUAUAUAUGUCUGCAGUUUCUCUCUACUCGAACUCUGAUUUUAUUUGAUUUUUUCUUGUUUAAUAAAAAUAACGAUAGUACUGCUGCCAUUCUUUAGACCCAAUUUCUAGUAGUAUGUAGUAUACUACCUUUGCUUCUUUGUAAUAAACAAUAAUAUGAUUUCAACAGGUCAUUUAGGUCC
Sorghum bicolor (sorghum) is the source of this 1113-nucleotide messenger RNA. RefSeq lists its product as uncharacterized. The record is from RefSeq and is a predicted model, not a curated record. Bases 79 to 717 code for a protein of 212 amino acids. The transcript has 3 exons. NCBI's taxonomy places the organism in Eukaryota, Viridiplantae, Streptophyta, Magnoliopsida, Poales, Poaceae.